UCUUCCAGUUGCUGAAGAAUCGUCAUCCAACUGCCGUAGAUCAUGGCGCCCAAAACGUUGAUCUGGAAGGUUAUUAUAUUGGCAGCUGCUUGUACAGGUUUUGUUCUGGACGAAGUUGAAAGUCACUCGAGCAGCAGUGAUGAGCGCGCUGACUGUCCCUACCUGCAGCUGGGAGACCAGUGUCUGCUGUUCGUUAACUUCCAGAAUGACACCCGUGAUGUCGCCCAGGCACUAUGCCAAGGUUUUGGGGGAAACUUGGUCGUUAUCAAGACUGCCACGCAACUGAAAGCCAUCAUGGACUACCUCUAUACUGUUGGAGACAUCUCAAACUCCUACUGGAUUGAUGGCAUGUUGGACAACAGCCUGGGCAGCUUCACCUAUUCAUCAGGGGAGUUAGUGCCCAUGGGCACGCCGUUCUGGCGGGCAUUGACCACCUCUUUCGAACCUACUGGUGACGGCCCUUGCAUUCAGCUUUACCAAAUUGGGCAUCACUACCUGAAUGACAUAUCUUGUGAUCGCUUCUUUUUCCCUCUAUGUGAAUUUCCUUUCUCCUCAGCAAAUGAAGAGUCAGAGGAGGCGGUGCAGGAGGUGGUGUGCGAGGCACCGUUCACUGCCGUGGGAGACAUGUGUCUCACCUUCCUCACCCAGGAACACAUGUCCUGGGAGGAGGCUGUGGGCACCUGCACCCUGCUGGGGGGACACUUGGCCAUGUUUGACGACAUCGAGAUGCUCAGAAGCAUUUACUUACAUAUACACGACCAAGCAAUAGAGAGCAAAUCGUUCUGGCUGGCGGGCUCAGAUAUGAUUACGGAAGGAACCUGGCUGUGGACCAAUGGCAACCCCGUUCCUAUGGGUUCACCUUUCUGGGGGGCCUCGUAUCCUGCUCCCUGGAUAGAACCCCAUAUGAACCCUACUCUAAACUGCCUUGGUCUACAGACCCCCGGAAGGCAUUACUUUAGGGCUGUGGACUGCCAAACCUUACAGUACCCACUGUGCAUGGCUUCCUAGCCCAAUGGGUUAAGUAGUCACUUGCAGGGAAAAAUGAGGUCAUGUCGUCUACCUGGGGCCUUGACUACAGCAUGUUACGUCUAUCUGGAAGCCUCACCUCUGCUGGCCUCGACAACAGUAUCUCCAUUGCAGAAAAUGCUGAAGCUUGUUCAGCUUUUACAUGGCAUAAAUAUAUUGAUUAUAAUUCAAA
Molecule: messenger RNA, 1198 nt
Organism: Procambarus clarkii (red swamp crayfish)
Lineage: Eukaryota; Metazoa; Arthropoda; Malacostraca; Decapoda; Cambaridae
Source: RefSeq, a predicted model, not a curated record